This is a messenger RNA of Periconia digitata, 999 nucleotides long. NCBI's taxonomy places the organism in Eukaryota, Fungi, Ascomycota, Dothideomycetes, Pleosporales, Periconiaceae. The record is from the annotation of a GenBank genome assembly.
AUGUCAUGGAUCGCGACUGCCUCGACAACAAAUGAACUUCCACGAUCAUGCACGUACAUGCUUGAUACAAAAAUCCCUCAUUCGUUGCAGCUUGUGGAAUCAGUCAUGGCACCUAUUCGACGUUAUCUGAGAAUCACAAAGCACUCCGUCUUGGAGGUGCGCAUCUAUCUCGAUCGGCCGGCUGACGCCGAAGCAUGGCUUCUGAGACGCGAGAAUCCAGCCCUUCCACGCGUCAUACAAGCCGUUAGACCCUUGGUGCUCCCUAAAUUGCGAGAAGAGAAUGAGCGUUUCAAGACCAAGAGCAAAGGCAAAGCAAAAAAGAAGGGGGUGAAGGAUAUGGUUGCCGAGGAUGAUUUUGAAGUCUCUAUUUUUCUCACUGAAUUGUCAUCUCGACAUUCUCUGAUGAUCAAACAGAAAGUCUUCAAGGAAAAGCCGUCUAUCCAGAGCAAUUCGGGCAAAUUGACUGGGUGGCUUACCUCUGGAAGUAGCGAGCAGCCGGUGAUGGUCGAUGAAAACACCACAGAAUCAAUCACUAUCAGAGAGGAAGAAGAUGAUGGAAUAGUCAAACUCGCUGAUAUACCUGAGAAGGACGAUUCAGCAGAGCAGGGUUCUGGAUCAGAGAAGCGAAAACGCAGAAGAGGAGACAAUCGCGAAAAUCCAAUCACUGAAAUUGAAGACUCGGAUGAUUCUUUCCAGUUGGAAGUGGCACCAUCCAAAAAACGGAGCAAAAGUGCCAAUCGCGAGGUAGAUCAGGAGCUGAAUGAUGGGGAGAGUGAAGGAGAUGGCGAGAAGAAAAAAUUGGCGCUCAACACUUCGUAUGAGGGGUUCUCGAUUUACGGUCGAGUACUAUGUUUAGUUGUCAAGCGAAAGAACAGACAACAACAGAAGAGUACUGGCAAUCGCCCCGCAUCUAGCGAGCAAAUGAUGGAAAAUUGGGUAUCGACACAAGCUGCAAUUGACCACGAAGAAGAGAUCGAUGAUGACGAAGACAAUGGAUAG